Molecule: messenger RNA, 8099 nt
Organism: Cottoperca gobio
Lineage: Eukaryota; Metazoa; Chordata; Actinopteri; Perciformes; Bovichtidae
Gene: diaph2
Product: diaphanous-related formin 2
Exons: 34
Coding region: 344-4261 (1305 amino acids)
Biological process (GO): actin filament polymerization; actin cytoskeleton organization
Cellular component (GO): actin filament
Molecular function (GO): small GTPase binding; actin binding
Source: RefSeq, a predicted model, not a curated record
AUCAGCCUGGGCCUGGCAUCCAAGUUUGGUUGCGAAGAAAGCCAUUACCCGCGAUUUGAUCUGACUUACUGCCUAGUUGAGGAGACAUCAGGACGGAUACCACAUCCUACCACACCUCUUCUUCUCCCAGCACCCUCCUCGACUGUGGGAUACUAUUCGGAAACUAUUUGGAAACGAUCAACUUGAAUUUAUUCUUCACUUUUAAACGGAAUGGAUUUUGAAAAGACCUAACCUUUAUGGUUUCCUGUACAAGUCUUGUUAAAAGCCUGCUGGUGGAGUUUUCCCAACUUUUGAGGAGGUCGCAUUAGGUAUUUCUAGAAGGGAACUAACUUAAAGCCGAAAAAUGGAUCAAGCCAGCGGUGGGGAGGACCCGAAUAAACCCUCUAAAAAGAAGUCUAACGAGGACGAGGGUAAAAACAAAAAGCUGAACAUACACAUAAAAACAUUGGCUGAUGAUAUGCGUGAUCGUAUUACCAGUUUUAGGAAGACGGGAGCGAAGAAGGAGAAGCCCCUGAUACAGCACUCAACAGAUCCCCUCUCUAUACAGAUUGAAAUGCCUGUUCCUCAGCCCCUUUUUGACGACCGCUCCAUGAACCUCUCGGAGAAGGAGAUCAUUGACCUCUUUGAGAAGAUGAUGGAGGACAUGAACCUGAACGAGGAACGCAAAGCCCCUCUGCGUGGAAAGGACUUAAGCACCAAACGCGAGAUGGUGGUCCAGUACAUCUCAGCCACUGCCAAAUCUAUAACUGGGAGCAAAGUUGCGGGUGGACUAAGGAACAGCAAGCAUGAGAGUACACUUUCAUCCCAAGAAUAUGUCCACGAGCUGCGCUCUGGCAUCGCAGAAGAAAAGAUGCUUAAUUGCCUGGAGUCCCUCAGAGUGUCUCUCACUAGUAACCCUGUCAGUUGGGUUAAUAACUUCGGUCACGAGGGUCUCGGCCUUCUUCUGGAUGCUUUGGAGAAGCUGCUGGACAAGAAACAACAAGAGAAUAUUGAUAAACGGAACCAGCAUAAACUUAUCCAAUGCUUGAAGGCUUUUAUGAACAACAAGUAUGGACUGCAAAGGAUCUUGGGAGAUGAGCGGAGCCUGUUGCUGUUGGCGCGAGCAAUUGACCCCAAACAGACCAGCAUGAUGACCGAGACUGUCAAAAUUCUCUCUGCCUUCUGUAUUAUUGGAGAGGAAAACAUCCUGGAUAAGAUUCUAGCUGCCAUGACAAUUGCUGCAGAGAGGAACAAUAAAGAGAGAUUUGCUUCCAUUGUGGAAGGACUGGAGAACCACGAAGCCCAGCAGCUCCAGGUUGCUUGCAUGCAGCUGAUCAAUGCCCUGGUCACCUCCCCUGAUGACCUUGACUUCCGGAUACACCUACGCAAUGAGUUCUUAAGAUGUGGCCUCAAGAAGAUCCUUCCUGAACUAAAAGAGACGGAGGAGCUAGACAUCCAGCUGAAGGUGUUUAAUGAGAACAAGGAGGAGGACUCUAUCGAACUCUCCCAUCGCCUGGAUGACAUCCGGGCUGAGAUGGAUGAUAUGAAUGAAGUGUACCAUCUGCUGUCCAAUAUGGUGAAAGACACUGGCUCAGAGGCCUACUUCCUCUCAGUCCUUCAACACCUCUUGCUCAUCAGGAAUGACUAUUACGUCAGGCCUCAGUAUUACAAGGUGAUAGAAGAGUGCGUGUCUCAGGUGGUCCUGCAUCGCAAUGGGAUGGACCCCGACUUUGGCUACAGUAAAAGAUUGGACGUGGACUUCACCCAUCUAAUCGAUCAGUGUGUGGAUAAAGCCAAAGUUGAAGAGAGUGAGCAGAAGACUGCAGAGUACUCCAAGAAGUUUGAUGAGGAGUUCAGUGCACGGCAGGAGGCCCAGGCCGAGUCUCAAAAGAAGGAAGAGAGAAUCAAAGAGUUGGAGGGGAAGAUCCAGGCCCUGGAGUCCCAGUUAACUAUUGAAAAUGACAAGCUCAAAGAGGCUCAGAGACUCAUCAGGGAAUCUGAAGCCAAGAUUGCAGCGGGUCCAACUGCGCCUGGAGCCCCACCCCUGCCAGGGGGUGCAGCAGCUCCUCCACCUCCUCCACCACCUCCUCCCCCACCUCCACCUGGUGGCUGUCCUCCCCCUCCGCCACCUCCGCCUCCUCUCCCUGGCCACGCUGGCAUUCCGCCACCUCCACCACCGCCACCUCCCCCCGGUGGAGGACCUCCACCACCCCCGCCACCCCCUGGGUGUGGGCCCCCACCUCCUCCGCCUUUCUUCGGGGGACCAGGCGGCCCUCCGCCGCCGCCCUCAUUGCCCGUCAUCAAGCUGCCUUACGGGCUGGAGGCCAAGAAGACCUACAAGCCUGAAACCGUGAUGAAGAGGGUGAACUGGACCAAGAUAGUGCCUCAGGAAAUGGCAGAGAAUUGCUUCUGGAUCAAAGUCAAAGAAGAGAAGUUUGAGAAUCCUGACCUAUUUGCUCAGCUCUCCCUCUGCUUCUCCUCGCAGAGCAAAGAUGUCCAUGUUGAUAAAAAACUUGUCAGCGAAGAGUCUUUGUCUGCACAUCAUCAGAGUCAGCUGAUGUUGCCUCAGGAAGGCGAGAAGAAAUUUGCUCUGGAUCAAGUCAAGAAGAGAGUUUGGAAUCCUGACCUAUUGUGCUCAGCUCUCCCUCUGCUUCUCCUCGCAGCAAAGAUUGCAGCGGGUCCAACUGCGCCUGGAGCCCCACCCCUGCCAGGGGGUGCAGCAGCUCCUCCACCUCCUCCACCACCUCCUCCCCCACCUCCACCUGGUGGCUGUCCUCCCCCUCCGCCACCUCCGCCUCCUCUCCCUGGCCACGCUGGCAUUCCGCCACCACCACCACCGCCACCUCCCCCCGGUGGAGGACCUCCACCACCCCCGCCACCCCCUGGGUGUGGGCCCCCACCUCCUCCGCCUUUCUUCGGGGGACCAGGCGGCCCUCCGCCACCGCCCUCAUUGCCCGUCAUCAAGCUGCCUUACGGGCUGGAGGCCAAGAAGACCUACAAGCCUGAAACCGUGAUGAAGAGGGUGAACUGGACCAAGAUAGUGCCUCAGGAAAUGGCAGAGAAUUGCUUCUGGAUCAAAGUCAAAGAAGAGAAGUUUGAGAAUCCUGACCUAUUUGCUCAGCUCUCCCUCUGCUUCUCCUCGCAGAGCAAAGAUUACCAGAACCUGAUAAAGAACUUGCCGGAGCAGAAAGAACUGAAUGCCCUAGCGGAACUAAAGGGUGAAUAUGAAGAGCUAGUGGAGUCGGAGCAGUUUGGCAUUGUGAUGAGUUCAUUAAAACUCCUACGACCACGUCUCAACGGCAUUCUGUUCAAGCUGACGUUUGAGGAGCAGGUGAAUAACAUCCGGCCGGACAUCAUGAAUGUGACAUUUGCCUGUGAGGAGGUGAAGAAGAGCGAGAGCUUAAGCAAACUCCUGGAGUUGGUUCUGCUGGUCGGCAAUUACAUGAACGCCGGCUCAAGGAAUGCCCAGACGUUUGGUUUCAACAUCAGCUUCCUGUGCAAGCUCCGAGACACAAAAUCCAUCGGUCAGAAUACAACACUUCUUCAUUUCCUCGCUGAGAAGUGUGAAGAGGCUCACCAGGAGAUUUUAAGGUUCCCAGAUGAACUGGAGCAUGUGGAGAGUGCCAGCAAAGUGUCUGCUGAGAUCUUAAAAAGCAGUUUGACCACCAUGGAACGUCAAAUUCAGAGGCUUGAGAACGACAUCGAGAACUUCCCCAAAACGGAUGACGAACAAGAUAAGUUUGUGGAAAAGAUGUUGGGCUUCUCCAAACAUUCACGGGAGCAGUAUGAAAAACUGUCAACAAUGCACAAGAACAUGCAAAAGCUCUACGAGAACAUCGGCAGCUAUUUCGCCUUUGACCCCCACUCGGUCAGUGUGGAGGAUUUCUUCGGACAACUGUCCAACUUCCGCAUGCUCUUCAUGGAAGCAAUGAAGGAGAACCACAAGAAGAGGGAGAUGGAGGAGAAGAUCAAGAGAGCCAAGCUGGCGAAGGAGAAAGCAGAGCGGGAGAAGCAGGAGCGCCAGCAGAAGAAGAAGCAGCUGAUUGACAUGAACAAAGAGGGAGAUGAAACUGGUGUGAUGGAUAGUCUUAUGGAAGCUCUACAGUCCGGAGCUGCCUUCCGUGAUCGGCGAAAACGGACACCGCGCAACGGUGAUCAAAGCCCUUCCAGUCCAUCUUCUCGGUGGCCGGGUGCUAACUAUGGUAACAGAACCCUAGACAACCGACGCGCAGUCCUGGAAAGGUCUCGUUCACGCCACAACGCAAAUCACCAAGCUCGCUGAUCGCCCACGCCUACCACAAGACGCUAGAUAAGUGCCAAAGAGGCCUGCGAGUUGGAGACCUGGAAGACAUCUAAAUGAGGGACGGAGACUAACCUCGCUGUAGCGCACACACACACACACACACACACACACACACACACACAGGAACUAAAAAUCUGAAGAAUCCACACAGAACUUGAGCAUCUUCCGUACAUCACACACACACACACACACACACACACACACACACACACACACACAUUUUAUUUUCAAGCUGUUCAUCUGAUGCCUUACAUAUUUAUUCAACACUUUCUCAUCACCCUAAAUGUGCGUGUCCACUCUGGAUGGUUUUGAUUCAUAAAAUGAAGAUAUUUUUUUUUUGCUGCUGCUGCUGUUUUUAAAGACAUGUUUUAUUUGCAAGUCUCAGACUUCUCUUUUUAUUUUUAAUACAGUUUUGCCGUCAGACAUGCAGUGUUUGUGAAACAGGCAAGACGGACUGCACCAUAGUGUACACGUAUCAGCUGAUAAACACACCACACGGUGCAGAGGGCCAGCUGUCCUCAUUCAAAGCAACAAACCUGCAGAUGUUCUCCUCAACGAUCCUCUGAACUCUUCACAGAAGAGGGAGUGGUUGCUUGAAAUGUUGUUGUGUUUCUGUCGAUCCUUCCUUCAACCAAGCUGAAGACAGUUUUACUAGUAUAUGUUUCAAAUAGUCCACAUGAAUCAUUUAAUUUCAUUCCACAGCCCACAAAGCCACAAGAGCUGUCCCCUGUCCGCGGCGAUAUUUCAGAGCGUGUGAUUCAUGAAUCUCGAAACUGUAAUCUCCGUUUUGACAGGAUGCAUUUUAUUUUUAGUUGUGUAAUAUCUAACCAAUGCCUCCGGGUGCUGAUCUCUGUCCCAAGGUCGCUUUUGCUGUUAACGUGAGAGACGGACACAUUUCUAAAUGCAUAUAACCGCCGAGAGGCGCGAACACGACCCUUUGACCUUUCCUGCUGUAACGCAGGUUGUCAGUGGGGGAAGGUGGAUUGUGCAAAAGGUAAAACAACAUUUUUUAAUAUUAAUCUUUUUGAAUCUGGUUUUUUUUUGCUCUUAAAAAAAGAAAAGUCCAGAAAUUCUGUUUUCCCUGUUUUGAAAAAAAAAAAUAGAUAAAUAAAAAGAAGCUCGGUAGGAAACCAAGUUAAACCUAGUGUCAUAUGGACACAUCUGGUUCAACAAUAUAACACUUGUUACUAUUUUAACGGACACGUGUAAUCAAUAAAAACAGGGUUAAGCGGCUUAAAAAAAUCACAGCUGAGAUUUGAAUGGGUAAAUGUAUAUUGUAGAACAAAUGCAAAAUGUUUUGAGGAUUAUAUGAACCACAGGAUGUAUUUUAUUCAAACCGACAAAGUUUUCAGCAUGGAAAAAGAAACACCUGAUGCUCGGUGUUAGUGUACAGAAUAGUUCAAACUUUGCUGUAAGCUUUGUUUUUCUGUAAGGACCCACUGUCACACGGUUUCUUCACGUGAACUAUUUAUUCAUAUAUUCAUGCCUAGGGCAGCCCUGUCCCCUCACUACCCUAAACUGUAAGCAGAUGCUACUAAAAACAACCAUUGAGUCCACAUGGAGAGGGGGCACGACCGGAAUAAUCGACUAAGGGGCACAGAAGACGAAAUGAUGCUUGUCUUAGCAAGUGAGUCUCCAAAGGCUCUUCAAUUCCCCAGCACUAAUAGCAUAAGUGACCCUUUUUACCAUAACACGAGAUACUUCACUAAUACCAUAGCUUUGCUUUAGGCUUUGUGUGUUUGGGCGAGUGUGUGUGUGUGUGUGUGUGUGUGUGUGUGUGUGUGCGUGCCAUGCCAGCUCAGUAAUCGGACAGCAACCCAGACAAAAUAGGAUUCAGUGUGCUUGACUUCUGGGCUGAAUAGAUGGAGAUUUUUACAUUUAAACAAUCUGCCAGUGCCGGUUGUGAUGUGUCCGUUUCACGAUGCCUCCUCUCUCGGCCCGCACGCUUCUAAAAAAUGCAAUUUUACACAUCAUCUCGGCUCAAGGUGCACCCACAAUGCACCGAGAAGACUGCAUAUUUAAGUAGACAAUAAUUCUCCUGCGAAUAUAUGGUUGGAGCAGUCGCACAGAGAAAGCAUAGAGAAUGAGGUUUCCGCAUAAGGGAUUCUGCGUGGAUAGGAGUUUCAAGGUGUGUUGCAUUCAGCAGGGAGAGAGAAGACUUCCUUGUUUUAAUCGCAACUCGCCCUCUGUCAUCAACACUACCAUGCCUGUGCAGUUUAGGUAAAGUAUUGAAUAUCAGUUCUCCAUCAACACCAAUGUCUGCUGGGACAUGUGGUGUUUUUUCACCUUCUGAUUGAAUACUGCACACGCCGAAACAACCAGUAGUUUAUGGUUGACAAUUUGACUGACACUUGAUUAUUAAAUCAAAUCAGAUUUCUUUCACACGUGCCAACCUUUUUUCUUUUGGUUAAAACUCAGUUCUCCCCAUGCAAUGAUGGAAAAUUCCAGUUUUUUUAAUUUGUAUUUAGUUUUGUAUAUCAAAGGGAGUACAGGUAUCUUUUUUUGUCAAAGUAUGAGAAAGAUUGUACAGACAUAAAAAUGAGUUUUUAUUUUCAUUUUAUUUGAACUGUUGUUUAAUAAACAUUGAUUCGAUUAAGAACUGCCAUUCAAAAGUAGGAGAUGUUGAUGUGAUAGUCAUGUGGUAUUUCUUAUCUAAAACACUCAAAAGGUUUUUUGUAAAAUGUAAUUUAUUUGGAGUUUGAAAAAAAAGAUAUUUUGUCAUGAUGCCAUUGUGUAGAGCGUAAUGAGUUAGCGCUACGGUGUUAGCAGUUGUAGAAGUUUCCCAUCAUGCAUCUUUCCUGCAACAGUCUGAACAACUGAUGAAAAACUUUAGGUUUGUUGCUAUUGUGGCUGAAAACAGUUAAAAUUGCGCCGACAACUUUCGAUUAUAAGAGAAACUUCUACAAUGACAACAUUCCUCGACAUCCCUGUAAGUGAUUGUUGUACCCCUCCCCCUCUCAUUCCAUCUUUUAGAAUAAUCAGAAUUACGUGUUUCUCUAGAAAAUAGCAGGAGUGUUUGGCGUUAAAAGAACCUGUAUUGUUCCAUAAUUUUAGUGUGAAAAACAGGCCUCUAUGUGUUUGGGCUAAUCAUCCCAUUGUCUUUUAGCUUGUGACUAACAAACCUGAACCGGUGAUAUGACUUGUGCUCAUGGUAAUUGUACGAAUGAGGCGGCAGGGGUAUGAAGGAUUUAUCGGAAAAACUGUAAAAAAAAAAAAAAAAAAAAAAAAAGGUGCCAUGUUGUUGACGGUGGCAAGCGCUUUAAUUAAAAUAAAAAGUUUGCGAUCUAACUUUACCUCAGAAGAUAUUCUGCUCAUGCAGAGGAAGAGUUGUUUGAGAUGUUUGAACACGACGUCGCCACUAACAGAGUGAACUAUUUGCAAAGUAUUUAUUUUGGUAAAUAGUUCCACAUAUCCUGUUCUUUCCUACUUUGUGAGUGCUUACUAUUGAUUUGAGGGGAAACCAAUUGCGGCUGAAUGAACAAACAACGCUCAUAACUGUUGACAAACCCUGUCUGACCGUGACGUGUAAAGCUGCCAUAUCCCUGCCUACCCUCCUUGUUGUCAUUGAGUAUGUUUUAUUGUCUUAAGAAACAUUUAUAUUUGUAACAUUUUAAGCUUAUUUGUAUCCUUAAGAACAUGAAAAAAAUAAAAGUGGUUAUGCACACUGUCCUUCCAUAGAAUAUGUAAUGGAAUAUGAUACUAAAUAAUAACCACUUUGUUAUAUAAACUGAUUUCUGAAAGAUACUUUGUCCUUUUGUCUUUAUGCAUUUACUUAUUGACAUGUCAAAAGUAAUAAAAUAUUUCUUUAUCAACCCUU